CGCAAUCAUGUUUGCCUUAUUUUAUACGCUAAUUAACAAUGUCCGGGUAAUUCUGGGACACCCUGUAUGAGACGCCCGGUCGAAGCAGACCACUGGAGUCCAACCAGUCACAGUCCUCACCUAUCGAGUCGGUCUGUCUGGAGCCGACUCCCGACAGGAACGGUCGCCGUCCUCCGGCGUCAGAUGGUAUACCUGUGGACGAGAAAUGUCAGCGUGGCUUGGCCGCUGUCCUGCAGAGCGCCGCCUCCGUCGACCGACCCGAGGCGGCAGGAGAGUCUGACAGACCAACGAGCUCUGACCCGGCGGACCUGCACCAAGUAGUAAGGAAGGCUGACCGAACGCCCAGUUCUGACACGGUGCAGCCCCGUAGCGAAAAGUCCAUUCAAAAGUUGGAAGAAAGAAUGAUAUUCCCGAAGGCUCCCGAGGCAUCGAUCAUGACAGAUUAUUCGCUGGCUGCGCGCUCCGACGUCUCUGGCGAAGUCGUGGACACCGAGACGGGCGGCUGCGGACAACUCUCGCCGGUUCCAUCCCAGGGACGGCCACCGCCCGUGCAGUCGGCCAGUACAGACAGCUUCCAUCGAGGGGACGUAGACCGCUCAGAGCUUGCCGAAGAUCACACCAUGCCGGCCGAGAGCGCUUCAUGGGAGCAGCAGUCGCCUCUGACAUCUGACCGGUGGCAUAAGAAACGAGCUGAGCAGUGCCACUCUGCGAUUUCUGCGACGGAGGAUAGAAGCAAUGACGGAUCAUCACAUUCACGACCGCCCUCACCACCGAGCGGUGUGUCGGAAGCCCUCACGAGCGAGGCUGUGGUGCUUCAUGAGAAUGACAGUACCCGGGAGAGUUCGCGCUGCGACGUAUCGCUGCUCGGUGGAGGGGACGCGAGGACCGGCCUAUGGACGGUGAGGCGCCGUCCGUACAUCGGCCGUGCUCCGCUGUGUCACAGGAGAAUGGCAGCGGUGAUACGGGAGUAGAGACGGCGCCAGGGGAUCUUGAAUGCUCGACCUCUGCCAUAUCCGUGACGGCGGAGACUACCCCGACCCCUCCGCGAGUGCUGAAGCCGGCAGUGGUGAAAGAGGAGGUCCCUUCACAUCGGUCUCCGUCAGUUUCACACCACACCACCGGCCCGCGGAGUAUCUUCAGCCCUUCCUGUCAACUGACACUGGACGGCGCUCUGGCGUCCCCGCCGUUGCCUCCAUCGGGCUCUGAAGACCCUCUGGUGUCGACAGUUAUGAGAACCACACCCGUGCAGGAGGACCAAGAGUGUGGAUCAGGGGAAGUGCAAAAGGCCGUCGGGAGACAUGGGUCAGUAACAGACCUACCGGAAGGAGGUGAUAUUUCAGACACGAAACGGGAGAGCGCUGCGCUGCUUUCUGUAACGGUUUUGUCUGAGCCUUUCUCGCCCCCCGCUGUGCCUAAAGAGUCUGAGCUGCCGCCGAGCCGAGAGCGGCUCUCUGAGGUCAGUCCGGACAGAGGUGAACCUCCAACCAAAAUGUUUCAUCUUAGUGGCGUACCGACAGCUAAGGUGACACACCUGAGCCACGAGACGACGGCCCAGGCACUACUCACGAGUUCCGAGCGACAAGUGGCACAUAUUUUGGGCUGCGAGCAAACAACCAGGGUGGUUCAUCUGAGCCACGAGCAACCAGCCAAAGUGGCCCAUCUGAAUGGCGAGCCACCAGUGAAGGUGGCUCUUCAAAGUGACGAGCCACCAUCGAAAGUGACCUAUCUAAGCUACGAGACGACUGUCAAGGCGGCACACCCUAGCAGCGAGCUGCCAACCGCCCAUCGCAUUGUAGGCGACACGACAGGCUGCAGCGUCACCGCCGGAGCGCAACCAUCGGCCACGGAGCCCGCGGCGUCCCAGCUGACGGCAGCCGACAGUUUCCUGGCGGCGCUCUCUGCGCGGGUGCAGAGCCGCGCGGAGCGCACCCCGCUGUCUGCCCGGCGCGGACUGCCGAGCGCGCUGCUGACGAGCCGUGCCGGCCGUCGGGUCCGUGGCCGGCCCCGCGUCGGCCCUGUGGCGCUGAGCCGCGCGCUGAGCCGCUGUGGGCUGCCGGAGCCACGGCGAGGGGCGGCUGCACGCACUCCGAGGGCCGCGGAGCCGCCGGGAGUGGGACAAGGCGCUGUCUGUGGGCUUACACAGACGCAGAGGUCAUCAGACGACCACGUGGAGACGGCUGUGCCGCUGGACGAGGUGACGCUGCGCUGCCUGGCCUGUCUGGUGGAGCGGGGCGACGAGCUGCUGCAGCCUCUCCGGCUGGACGUGCCGUUCGCGCUGCUGGAGCCCGACAACAGCCGUCGCCUUCUGAAGGAGAUGUGCAGCCAGGUCAACGAGUCGCUCAGCUCAUUGGAGCGCCAGGGCCUGCUGCGCCAGUACCGACACACGCUCGCCGUUCACGGCCUGGCCAAGGCCCGCGACAUGACCGCCCACCUCUCCGCCGUGUGCGGUCUCCGGCAGCUGCGCAUCUUCAGCCGCACGCACGCCGACAUACUGCAGGGCUGCCUGGACGCGGUGAUUGGUGACCUGGAGUCGACACUGGCCGGCCGCUCCGCCCGCCACCCGCGCGUCGCCGCGUUACUGGCCCUGCUGACUGAGCUGCACGUGGACUCACUACCGGGUCCGGUGCUGGUAGUGACAGAACAGCUUCCUGAGCUGGCCGAGGAGCUCAGCUCAGCUCUGACUGAGGUACCCGGGGUCCGGCACGUCUUGCUGACCGCUGAUGAGCCCCAGCAGCGGCUGAAUGAGGCGCUGCGUCAGCGCGCCGUGCUGGUGCUGAGCUGCGGCGCUGAGGUGCCGACGCGCUGGCCGCUGUCCCGCUGCGCGCUGCUCGUGCCGCUGCUGCCUCCCGCUGCCGCUGGUCCACUGGUACAGCGGUGCCGUGCCUCCUCAGUGGCUGUCCGCUGUCUGCCCGUGAGGCCCGACUGGGAGGCGCUGAGACACCCGGAGAGACACGUGCUCGUCUCCCCUCCCCCUGCACCGCCGCCGCCCGGACCCCCGCCGGCCGGCCAGCCGGUCUCGGUGGUGGCCUGUGCUUCUGCUGCCGAACGCUGGGGUCUGCGGCGUCUGGAGGAGCUCUCCGGUCACACUGUCACCGCCCACGUCAGAGAUUACAGCCGGCUGGUCGGGCUCUCUGCCGGCCCGUUCCCCGAUCUGGUGCUGGCCGCCGACUCCUGUCUGCUGGUGCGCUCCCUGGCCGACCUGGCGUCCCCCUCGGACGGCCAGCGGCUGGCGGCGGAGGUGCGCGCUCUGCAGCAACAGGCGGCGCUCUGCUGGCUGGUGGUGGUGGGCCGCCGCCGCGCCGCCGCCGCCGCCGAUACCGACACCAGGCGGGAGGAGGCGGUGGUGGGUCGGCUGCGGGCCCUGCUGGCCUCCGCCGCUCACCUUCCCGAGUAUACGCUGCGCCUGGUGCGUGCCGAUCAGGACAGCGUGGUGCACAUCGUCCUGGAUAUCGUGCAGCAGACCAGCGAGACGGCGGGAUCGGCGGGUGACGGACGGUCAGACGACUUCCAGCCCUCCGCCGACGCCCAGUGCACAGAGGACGAGUGGCUUCUGCUGCAGCUGCCGGCGUGUAACGCCGUCUCUGCGGGCCUCCUGCUCCGGCGGGCCGGAGGGCUGCAGCAGCUGCGCGCUGCUCCGCUCGGACGGCUCGUUCAGAUCAUGCCAGAGCUGCCGGUCAGGGUCCUGGCAGCCCUGCAGCGCCACCUACAACAGCCGAAACAGACGACAGCGACACCGGGUGACUUCUGCGUAGAUGGUAUGGCACCUAUGAACAACCAAGACCUAACCGGCCCGGGCUUCCUGUCGUUGCCUCGGCCGCCUUCGCCGCCCACAGCGGCCUUCCCUUCCGACGUCCUCCGACGAGAGCCCACCGUUCCCUGUAGCCGUCAUCGGCGGCCCGGGCUCCAUCCCGACGUUCCCCCGUUUGGCACAGAGUGCCACACACGGCCACCGUACGAUGACGAGUCAGACGGGGACUAUGGAUCGCGUCAUCACCCGGUCUACGGCGGGCGGUUCGACCGACAGCACGGCUCGGAGCACGGCCUGGAGCACGGCGGCUCUGCGGCCGACGGGACAGACGACUGGCUGACCGCCCCGAACGCGGUGGACCUGCUGGCUGCCGAGGCCUGUUCCGACGAGUGCAACCCUCACUGGCUGGAUGAAGACAAUGUGUAUGACGACUCACCGCCAAUGGAAACGAGUCAGUGACGUCAUGGCUUUCCUGGUGACGUCAUCUGGAGAGUCCGGCUGAGCCGAGUGCGGUGGCGGUGGAUAAGGCUUGGAUACUGCUUGCACAGCACGCAAAGAGCUAGCUUUCGUACCCAUGACCGGACGAUUGAUCUCGUAAUUUGGCGGCUAGUGAUUGAAAUGCCCAUUUGUUCCGUGGAGUGAGGAAAUAAACGUGUUCAGUUGUCGAA
Amphibalanus amphitrite is the source of this 4416-nucleotide messenger RNA. RefSeq lists its product as uncharacterized. NCBI's taxonomy places the organism in Eukaryota, Metazoa, Arthropoda, Thecostraca, Balanomorpha, Balanidae. The coding region runs from base 893 to 4207 and encodes 1104 amino acids. Gene Ontology annotation, cellular component: condensed nuclear chromosome. Gene Ontology annotation, molecular function: single-stranded DNA binding; ATP hydrolysis activity. The record is from RefSeq and is a predicted model, not a curated record. Gene Ontology annotation, biological process: resolution of meiotic recombination intermediates. The transcript has 12 exons.